Messenger RNA from Aspergillus novofumigatus IBT 16806, 1399 nucleotides. RefSeq names its product mitochondrial 54S ribosomal protein uL5m. The coding region runs from base 25 to 1083 and encodes 352 amino acids. The record is from RefSeq and is a predicted model, not a curated record. NCBI's taxonomy places the organism in Eukaryota, Fungi, Ascomycota, Eurotiomycetes, Eurotiales, Aspergillaceae. Gene Ontology annotation, biological process: translation. Gene Ontology annotation, cellular component: cytosolic large ribosomal subunit; ribosome. Gene Ontology annotation, molecular function: structural constituent of ribosome; RNA binding. The transcript is spliced from 3 exons.
CAACAACCCCGUCUUCAAACCCCAAUGGCUGCUAGCGAGUCGUCCAGAUUCCUGACAAGAUCCCUGCCGAGGGCCUUUGCACCAUCCUCUCGCCUUCAGAGCGUUUGUUGGCGGCGCAAUGCCUCGGAUCAGGCGUCGUCGAAGCCCCCAAUUAGUGACCUUGAGCCGUCAAGCUCUCUAAGUGCCAGCGUACCGGAAGACAUUGUGAAGUCAUUUGAUCCAGUAGCGAGGUCAAGGGCGCGCAAAACACAGUUGCCUCGGAGCCGUUAUCAGUUCCGUUCACCUAAAUACGACCGUGGCCCUCUACACCCUCACAGACCUCCUCCACCAUCAGAUCCCUCCUCCCGACUCUUUGUUCCUGGCCCCUUUUCUCUUCCCAGAGUAACACAGACAUGGGAGUCGACCAUCGCUCCAGACAUUCUCACCCUCUGCUACGUGCACACCCCUCCCGGGUUCAAGCCUCCACCGAAAGGUUCUCGUCUCCGUGAGUGGGACGACAGCUCUCCUUACCACAAGAACCGACCGCUACGUGGACCUCGUGGCGGCGACGUCCUACGAUUGCUCCGCAAACCCGUCACUUUCAACAACAUUCCCCAGCUCGAGCGCAUCACCAUCCACAGCUACGUCAAGCAAGCUGCUACGGAGAACUCGUCCUGGCUCCAUGUCGCCGGUAUGGCCGUUCAGGCUAUUUCCAACGUCCGCGUUCAGACAUUUAAAUCAAAGUCCAGCGUUGCCACGUGGGGUAUUGCGCCUGGCAGAGACACCGUCGCAGUGAAGGCAGAACUGCACGGUGAGGAUAUGCUCCAUUUCUUCGGAAAGUUAGUCGAUGUUGUUCUACCUAGAAUCAAGGACUGGGAAGGUGUCAAGGGUACCAGCGGUGAUAGCAGCGGAAACAUCACGUUCGGUCUUGAGCCCGAGAACGUGGCUCUUUUCCCGGAAAUCGAGGUCAACUACGAUAUGUACCCACCAAAGAUGAUCCCCGGUGCUCAUAUCACGAUCCAUACAACUGCCAGAACCGACAAGGACGCCCGUCUUCUCCUCAGCGCCAUGGGUAUUCCCUUUUAUGGCAAGCUGGUUGAUUAGACGUCAAGUUUUAUCCGUCUGAUUACAUGUGUUUCGUCACCUGGGACAAACAUGCCAGACUUGAAGAACCAGGUGGCUUCUGAGCGAUAUGCUAGCUCAUCUUGUAUUUUAUGUUGACUGGCAAUCAUGGUGUAUUAUAGAAAUCAUGUGACAUUUCUACGUUUUCCUGGCGAGCUGAAAAAGUAUACUUCUGUGCAUGAACUUUAUUCUUCUCACGGCUGCGCCAUGUGGCAGACAGAGACUGCCUCCUCGUCGAGUACAUAAGUGCUUUGAUUAGGCGCAACAGAUGGUUCAAGCUUCUUCUCAUCUAGUACGC